AUGGCGACUUUAACGUCCAUAGACGCCGUGAGAAGGAAAAUUCAGACCCUGCAGCAAGUGGCGUAUGAGGCGGAGGGCCAGGCCGAGCUGUUCCAGAGGGAGGCGGACGAGGAGAGGCAGGCCAGGCAGAGGGUAGCACUAACCUGUAGCUACGGGGAAAGGGAACCAGGAACCGGGAGAAGGGCUGAGGCAGAGGUGGCAUCUCUCAACAGGCGUAUCCAGCUCGUGGAGGAGGAAUUGGACAGAGCUCAAGAGAGACUAGCAACUGCUCUCCAGAAGUUGGAAGAAGCUGAGAAAGCUGCAGAUGAAAGCGAGAGAGGAAUGAAGGUCAUAGAGAAUAGAGCAACAAAGGAUGAAGAGAAAAUGGAGAUCCAGGAGAUGCAGCUGAAGGAGGCAAAACACAUUGCUGAGGAGGCUGACCGCAAAUAUGAAGAGGUUGCUCGUAAACUGGUGAUUCUGGAGGGGGACCUGGAACGCUCAGAGGAGCGGGCUGAGGUAGCUGAGGCGCGUGUGAGGGAGCUUGAGGAGGAACUAAGACUAAUGGACCAGAAUUUGAAGUCCAUGAUGUGCGGAGAAGAGGAGGUACUGGACGUGGAACCUUCCUAA
Messenger RNA from Menidia menidia (Atlantic silverside), 606 nucleotides. The record is from the annotation of a GenBank genome assembly. NCBI's taxonomy places the organism in Eukaryota, Metazoa, Chordata, Actinopteri, Atheriniformes, Atherinopsidae.